This is a messenger RNA of Paramecium pentaurelia, 320 nucleotides long. The record is from the annotation of a GenBank genome assembly. Lineage: Eukaryota; Ciliophora; Oligohymenophorea; Peniculida; Parameciidae.
AUGGAAUAUAUAGGAUUAUAUAGACUUUCCGCCUCGAAAAAUAAAAAAAAUUUGUAAUUUCUUUCUAAAAUCAAAAUGAAAUAAAAUAUACCUAAGAUGGAUCUGUUAUAAGAAUGUAGUAGUUCAUAAUUAUUUUAGAGAUUAUAUUAAAGACAAGUAGACAUAAUAUGAAACUCUAACCAAUUUGGAAUAAAUAAAAUAUUUAUUUUAGUUUGGGGAAUACGGAAAGAAUAAUAAAAAAAUAGAUAAAUGGAUAGCCACAUGGAAGGUAGAAACCUUAGUAGAUGUUGGUGGCUAUUAUAGAAGAGAUGAAAAUUUGA